GGGGAUGGAUCUGACGCCAGCAAUUGGCCGCCUGGCAGUUGAAUGGACGAACACCCCAGCCGGCGGUGGGGCCAGGGUCAGCCCUUCUAUCAUUCUGGCUGUUUUGUGACGGUUAUUGUUUUCGUCUGGCUUGAUUGGGCUGCCUGGAGGGUGUGUUUGUUGACGAUUCGGAAGACAUUGAGUUCACUUUGUCCCUAUUUGCUGCAAAGCGACCAGUUUCCCAACGCACUGCAGGCAGCAAAAGGCAAAAAAUUGAAGCUCUCCAGCCCCAUUUUCUGGGGAGCAGGGAUGCUAGCAAACGCCAAAUGCUGCAUCGCUGCAACGUCAAGCACAACAACCCCACCCAAAAAACCAGGCUUGGCAAGAAAAUACACAUCGAUAAGGAAUUUCCGCCCGCCGAUAAACACCAAACACCAUCAUCACCAAACCCUCAGACCUCAACCUUUGCUGCGCCAUUCUGCUCGAUACGCUGCAAAGUUCGGUCUGUUUACAACAAACUCCACAAUGGCCAAACCAACAAUUUCCAAGGGCAAAAAAGGCCCAUCAAAACACUCCCGCGCCUCCCGCCGCGAAGAGCCCAUAGACAUUAACACGGACAAAUCCCUCAAAUCCGCCCUCCCACCCCCCAUCUCCACCGACCACCACCGCCCCGCCGUUCUCGCCGCCCAGCUCGCCUCCUCCGUCUCCAAACCCACCCGCAAAACCGGCCGCAAAGCCCAGCUCAGCUCCAAAGCCCGGAAGCGCCAGGAAAGAAGCAUGGACAUGGCCGAAGCCGUCAUGGAGCGCACCAUCACCAAGAUCGAAAAGAGCAAGGGCCACGCCAAGGUGAUCAACACGAGGAGGAAACCAUGGGAAGAAAUCAACAACGACGUCUUUGGCGAGAGCGAAAAGGCGAAGAAGCUGACCAAGAAGCAGCUGGAGAAGCAGAGGGAGGAUGAGAUUGUGAGGAAAUUCUUUGACGAGGGGGCGGCAGAGAAGGAUGAGGAUGGGAAUGUGGAGAUGGAGGGUGCGGCGAGUGAGGGUGAGGGUGAGGGGGUGCCAACGCCGGUGCAGGUUAUGGAGGAGGUGGAGGAGGUUUUGUAGGGUCAGAAAAAGCAAAAGCAACGGAUUGGGAUGGUGAGGCGUUACGGACAUUACAUCAAUCAUUUGUGGAUCUUCGGGCUUCUAAAAUCUCUGAGAUGUGGAAGAAAAGGAGUGUGUUUUAAAAGGGCAUGGUCGAGGCUAACAGGUUAUAAACGAGAGUAUAUAUGAGGGCCUCGAGUUGUAUGAACUCAAAAAGCCAGCAGGACAAACCGGUCGUUGACAUAGUUUUGAUACCCAAAAAGAUGAGAUGGUUUCUUCGACG
Molecule: messenger RNA, 1345 nt
Organism: Podospora bellae-mahoneyi
Lineage: Eukaryota; Fungi; Ascomycota; Sordariomycetes; Sordariales; Podosporaceae
Biological process (GO): ribosomal large subunit export from nucleus
Cellular component (GO): preribosome, large subunit precursor; nucleolus
Source: RefSeq, a predicted model, not a curated record